Messenger RNA from Neopsephotus bourkii (Bourke's parrot), 4904 nucleotides. RefSeq names its product FERM, ARH/RhoGEF and pleckstrin domain protein 2 (gene FARP2). Lineage: Eukaryota; Metazoa; Chordata; Aves; Psittaciformes; Psittacidae. Bases 149 to 3298 code for a protein of 1049 amino acids. The record is from RefSeq and is a predicted model, not a curated record. The transcript is spliced from 27 exons. Gene Ontology annotation, cellular component: cytoskeleton. Gene Ontology annotation, molecular function: guanyl-nucleotide exchange factor activity.
CGCCCAGUCAAUGGGCGGGGCUGUUGCGUGCGGGGUGCGCGGGGACGGGGUGGCUGCGGCGGCGCGCGGUGGGACGGCGGCCGGCACCGCCCGGCCCGGCGCGGCCGUAGGCGCUGAGGUUUCUUUAGACUGUUCUCAAUGUUGAAAGAUGGGAGAGAUAGAAGGAACAUAUAGGGUCCUGCAGACUCCCGGCUCUCGUUUGGGUGUCCAGAAGACUAUGGGAGUGAGUACCUUGGAGCCAGGACAGAACCUCUCCACUGCAAUGGCAUCAUUGCCUGCCAAAACACAGGAGCGGGACCUGCCGAUCAAAAUAAAGAUGCUGGACAACACAGUGGAAGUACUUGACAUUGAGUCAAAAUGUUAUGGCCAGACUUUAUUGGCUGAAGUUUACAAGCAUCUGAAUUUGAUUGAAUCAGACUACUUUGGGAUUGAGUUCCAGAAUAUCCAGUCAUAUUGGAUUUGGCUGGAGCCUAUGAAACCUGUUAUUAAGCAAGUACGACGACCAAAGACUACAAUGCUUCGUCUAGCUGUAAAGUUUUUCCCUCCAGACCCGGGUCAGUUGCAAGAGGAAUAUACUAGGUACCUGUUUGCGUUGCAAAUCAAGAGAGACUUGGCAGAGGAACGACUGACCUGCAGUGACAAUACAGCUGCUCUUCUGGUCUCUCACCUUCUCCAGUCUGAAAUAGGAGAUUUUGAUGAAUCAGAGGAUCGAGAACACCUUAAAACAAACCAGUAUUUUCCAAACCAGGAAAGAAUUGAAGGAAAGAUUCUGGAGUUCCACAGGAAACAUGUGGGUCAAACUCCUGCUGAAUCAGAUUUUCAAGUGCUUGAAAUUGCUCGAAAACUGGAGAUGUAUGGCAUCAGAUUUCACCUUGCAUCCGACCGUGAGGGCACCAAAAUUAAUCUAGCUGUCUCACACAUGGGUGUGCUGGUAUUCCAGGGGAAUACGAAAAUCAAUACCUUCAACUGGUCGAAGGUCCGUAAGCUAAGCUUCAAGAGGAAAAGAUUCCUUGUUAAACUCCACCCAGAGGUCUGUGGCCCAUAUCAAGAUACACUGGAGUUUCUUUUGGGAAGUAGGGAUGAGUGUAAAAACUUCUGGAAAAUCUGUGUUGAGUAUCACACGUUCUUUAGGCUCUUUGAUCAGCCAAAACCAAAGGCUAAAGCAGUGUUAUUCACCAGAGGAUCAUCAUUCAGAUACAGCGGACGAACACAGAAGCAACUAGUGGAUUACAUUAAGGACAGUGGGAUGAAGAAAACCCCAUAUGAAAGGAGGCACAGCAAAGUCAGAGCAUCCACUCGUGCUUCAAACACAGAAGUGCCAAAGCAGAGUGUCCCAUUUAUUGAGGGCUUGAGAAGCCCAGGGUCUCCUGCCUCAGCAGCUGCUCCCUUCCACUCAGUUCACUCAUCGGCCACUCCUACUCCUGUCCUGCCCAUCUUUGCAGAAACCAGCCCUUUGUCUUCGAACCCCCGCGAGCCAUGCACAAGGAUUCCAGAAAAGAACAGUGCAGCACCAGCAGAAGAAGUUGGGAGGAAGCUGAUGCAGCAGCCUGGAUCUCCCAUGCUCCAAGGCCUUCCAGUGGACCAUUCUCAGCUCUCUUCCCUCGUGCUGAAGAAUCCCCUAGGCUUGAACCCGACAUUUCAGGCGAACUUGAAUGCAGCUGCCCAGGGUUCAUCUCCUCUUCUGAGUCCUGUCCUUAGUGAUGCUGGUGGUGCCAGGGUAGAAGAGGAUGAUGAAAUGAAACGUAAGCGCUGCCCAGCUGACAAGGCAUACUUCAUAGCAAAGGAGAUUCUUGCUACAGAACGGACGUAUUUAAAGGAUCUGGAAGUUAUUACAGUGUGGUUUCGCAGCGCAGUCAUCAAGGAGAAUGCUAUGCCAGAGGGCCUGAUGACAUUGCUCUUCUCUAACAUAGACCCGAUUUAUGAGUUUCAUCGAGGCUUUCUGAAAGAGAUUGAGCAAAGGCUAUCACUCUGGGAAGGAAGAACCAAUGCUUACGUGAAAGGAGAUUAUCAACGCAUUGGAGAUGUCAUGCUCAGGAAUAUGCGUACCCUGAAGGAGUUUACCAGUUAUCUGCAGAAGCAUGAUGAGGUCCUGACAGAACUGGAGAAAGCAACAAAACGCUUAAAGAAGCUGGAAAUGGUGUAUAAGGAGUUUGAGCUUCAGAAGGUUUGCUACCUGCCCCUCAACACAUUUCUGCUCAAACCAAUUCAGAGACUGAUGCACUACAAGUUGAUCCUGGGAAGGCUUUGCAAGCACUACACAGCAGAGCACCGGGACUUUGCUGACUGCCGGAAUGCACUGAAGGAAGUCACAGAAAUGACGUCUCAGCUGCAGCACAGUCUCAUUCGCCUGGAGAAUUUCCAGAAGCUCACAGAGCUGCAGCAUGACUUGAUCGGUAUAGAUAAUCUCACAGCACCUGGUAGAGAGUUUAUCCGUGAAGGUUGCUUGUACAAGCUCACUAAGAAAGGUUUACAGCAGCGGAUGUUCUUUCUGUUCUCGGAUAUGUUACUGUACACAAGCAAAGGGGUUACAGGGACAAAUCAGUUCAAAAUUCACGGACAUCUUCCUCUGCAUGGCAUGUUGGUGGAGGAGAGUGAGAAUGAAUGGGCUGUCCCACACUGCUUCACCAUCUAUUCAGCACAGAAAACCAUAGUGGUGGCAGCAAGUACCCGCCUGGAGAUGGGGAAGUGGAUGGAAGACCUGAACAUGGCAAUUGAAAUGGCCAAGAAAUCUACUGAGAAAUCUGACAUGCUUCUGGAGAACUCAGUAUGCAAUCGCUCCAACAGAUCCUCUGAUGAGGUCUCUCUAGAACAGGAGUCCGAAGAUGACACACACUCUUCUCGUAGCUCCUUGGACAGGCAGAGCCACCACCGUGCCAACACAACCAUGCACGUGUGCUGGUACCGCAACACGAGCGUCUCCAUGACUGACCACAGUGUGGCUGUUGAGAACCAGCUCUCUGGAUACUUGCUGAGGAAGUUCAAGAACAGCAAUGGCUGGCAGAAACUGUGGGUCGUCUUCACCAACUUCUGCUUGUUCUUCUACAAAACACACCAGGAUGAUUAUCCCUUGGCCAGUCUCCCACUGCUCGGCUAUGCAGUCAGCACUCCUGUGGAGGCAGACGGUAUUCAGAAGGAUUAUGUCUUCAAGCUGCAGUUCAAGUCCCAUGUGUAUUUCUUCAGGGCUGAGAGCAAAUACACCUUUGAGAGGUGGAUGGAGGUGAUCAAGAGAGCCACCAGCUCUCCAGCCAGGUCGAGCCUGCUGCUUCCAAAGGAUGAGAAGGACAGUCACACAGACUGACAUGGGGCAGAGCUGGAUCUCUGGUGUAAACAUCAACAGAAGAGGCAGCUGGAAACAGGAGUCUGGAGCUGAUAAAGAACCAGGAGGGUCAUUUCUACCUGGUUUGGAAAGUGGGAGUUGAAGGAGUUGCAGAUGGUGAUCACAUCCACUACCAAUGGUAUGGAAGAGGGUCAGGUCUGCUUCAGUUGAACCUACUUAAGAGAGAACCUAACAACUGCAGAGCUUCAGUGUGCACGCAUCAGGGAAGGUUUAUUGUUCCAGUUGUACCUGUACAGUAACACCCUUGCCUGCUUUGAAGGCACAUGCCUCUUGGUUUUACUUUUUGACUGGAUGGCCAGCAUAUAUGGGAGAAAAACAGCAGCUGUCAGUGCUGCAGUUGGCUCGCAGCUGCUGGUGCCAGCGCUGGCUCCCAGAAGUUCCCUUUCCCCUGAUGCUCAGUGUGGUUGGCUGUACAGUAAUACAAGCUGUUCUUGUCAGCCUGCUGGCACAGUCGGCUCGGACUAACAGGGGAUCCACAGACAUAUUAGCUUAAACACAGUUCAUGUCAAUCAGAAACUGCAGCUCUCAUAGAACAACUCUGCUCUUUGGCAGCUGCCAUGGCAGCAGUUUUCCAUGGGACGUGGGAGGAAUGAACGUCUGCUGAGCUGUUGAGGUUUUGCUAUAUUGUGGGUUGGUACAGGUAGGGUGAUGGUUUUUCCUCUGAACUCUACUAUGAUUCUAUGCUGAGAGGGUCAGUCACUAUUCUCAUUUCACAUCUCCGGAGUUUCUUUAUCCUGUCGUAGGCAUUACUUAAGCCAUGGGAUGACAAACACGCUCUCCACUCUGAUGCAGGUGAUGUUUUCAAGGCAUUUAAGCAUUACAGGAGAACAGGCUUCUCUGAAAGUCACUUACAUGUGCUUGUGUCACUCAAAGACUCCUGAAAAUCCCUAUUCUUACCUUUGAAUUUGGGGCAGGAUCCAUAUUCUGUUUCUCGUGAAGGUGUGAAAGUCACUGGAUUCCAGUUGGAGCAUCGGUGUCUGUGGACUCUAUUAAAUCUCUGUAUUAAAUCUGAAAUGUUUGCAGUUUGUUCUGUUUUUGUAAGGCUGUUACAUUCGGUUGCCUCCACAGAAGGACUGAAAUAAGCAAAGUGCCACAAAAUGCUGUUGGAUGUGGCUUUGAUGGGCUCUAGGGACUCUGCUUUUGUAUUAGACUGAAAAGUAUUUGCAUACUAGAAGGAACAAUGCAAUGGUGCAGUGAAAGAAAAGCGUCGCACGUUGGGAGGAUGGAGGAAUGUGGAGAUCCUGUGAGACAGGAACUGCAGAGGUCAGCAUGUGCAUUCUCCAAGGCUGUUUCAGGUUAUGGUGUAACGUGUGGGAUGAGGACUGUGGGUUCCAGAGGGAUUUUCCAGACUGCUCACUUGGCAUUCACAUCCUAGAGAAGAUCAGAUCCAGCCUUGUCCACCACUGUCACAAUGACCAUUGUCCCAUGUAAGUUAAAUGUACCUAAUUUAUUAGUGUCUUUUUAAAAAUGUUGUUAACUGUUGUAGGUGUAUACAUGUGGAUUGCUUAGAUAUGUUAUAAUGCAGCUGAAUAUGACUGUUUGAAGUAAAUAGCAUCUUGCUAUAAAA